Chlamydomonas reinhardtii is the source of this 2075-nucleotide messenger RNA. RefSeq lists its product as uncharacterized. Bases 135 to 1193 code for a protein of 352 amino acids. The record is from RefSeq and is a predicted model, not a curated record. Lineage: Eukaryota; Viridiplantae; Chlorophyta; Chlorophyceae; Chlamydomonadales; Chlamydomonadaceae. The transcript is spliced from 2 exons.
GAAACACACAAGCACGCUCUUCUCUUGGGUCGGCACGCUCCUCGCGACAACAGGGCCUUUCGGCUUGGUGCCGCAGGAUUCAACAGGCUUAUAAGCAACAAACGCUAUUACCAUAAAUACAUAUUCGGCUAGCUAUGUUGCAGCGCCUGCGGUUGAGUCGGCUGGCUGGUCGCGUUGCCGCCAGCCACUGCAUUCCUGGUCUUGUGGCAAGCGCCCACGGAGGCAGGCAGCGGCCAGCGGUGUAUGCUAGCACGGUGCCGGCGCGGAGCGGUCUCAAGUCGGAGCGGCGAGGGCCCGCCUCGCGGCGGGCACGGUACGUGCCCACCAGUGCGGUCGCAGCGUCAGAGGCACCGGAGGCCAGCAACGAGCCCAGCACGUCGGCCCCCAGCACCAUCUACAGCCGGCCCGACCUGUAUGAGGUCGCCUUCAGCUACCGUGACUUCAAGGCGGAGGUGAAGUUCCUGCAGGAGGUGUACAAGCAGCACAACAAGCAUCAGCUGUCCUCCGUUCUUGAGCUGGGCUGCGGGCCCGCUCGGCACCUGGCUGGCCUGGCUCGCGGAGGUGUGGCCAAGGUGGUGGGCCUGGACCUGUCACCAGACAUGCUGGGCCAUGCGCGCAAGUCGCUGUCCAAGCAGGGCGGCAAGGCGGCCGAGGUGGUGGAGCUGGUGCAGGGCGACAUGUCGGACUUCGACCUGCCGCACAAAUCAUUCGACAUGGUCAUGUGCCUGCUGGGCACCUUCUCGCACCUACUCGACACCGACCAGGCGAUAUCCUCCUUCCGCUCCGCCGCGGCGCACCUGCGACCAGGCGGGAUACUGCUGCUGGAGAUGGCGCAUCCCGGGGACCUGUUCGAUGGCACGCUCAUCAUCGGCGAGAGCGGCAAGGAGGUGUGGGAGCUGCCGCAGGAGAACGGCGACAAGGUGUUUGUGGAGUGGGGCGCCGAGUUUGACAACUUUGACCCCGUGACCCAGAUCAUUUUCCGCACCGUCACCAUCAACGUGCUGCGCGGCGAUGAUGUGGUUGACUCGGUGGAGGAGGUGGUGCCGUACAGGCAGUACACGGUGCGUGAGCUGGAGCUGCUGGCCAAGCUGGCGGGGCUGGAGCAGAUCGCGCUGUACGGCGAGAUGCGCAUGGGCGUGGACCUGGAGCACGAGGACGCGUACCGCAUGCUGGCGCUGUACCGCAAGCCCUGAGCGGCUGGUGAACGGGGCGUGGGUCAUGAAGGGAGGGGAAGGGAAGGGAGCAGAAGGGAUGAGGCGAAGAGGAGCGGGGAGGAGCAGGGAGGAGGCGAGCAUGGAGGCUCGUGCGGUUGCAUCGCGUUCUGGCACGCGGGCAAGAUCGCGGCGGUGUCAGGCGGGAGGGAGCAGCGAUGGGGUGGAGGAUGGUCAGGGUGCCGGCAGCGGGUGUUGGGGCGUGGGAGAUUCGAAGACUGUGUUGCAGUACAGUCCAGCGCGAAAUAAAAGCUGGGAUUGCUGGCGCUGAUGCGAAGGCGGGCUAGCGGUGUCACGAUGGAUGAUGGUCAAAGGGAGUCUAGGCUCGUGCGGUGGCAGCCAGCAUGCAUGGCUCCACGGGUGUGGCUACGACUUUGCGUAUGCAUGCAGUGGGCGCGACCAGGCCAAUCGCAGCCCGCCGUCUGACCAAUGCAUGGGUAUGAAGGUUCCCCGGCGUCUAUGCGCCAUCUGGCGUUGUCAUGUGGUACUGGGAUGGGGCCAUGGUAUGUACGGCUUCUUGAAGUGGUGGACAUGACAGUUAUGCAGGUGUCUAAUUAAAGCCUGCAUUUACCAACGUGGGAGUUACAUGCAUCUCAUGAACAUGACAUGCACUUAUGCAGCACGGCAUGGCACACAACGUGCAAGUCGAUGUGGGUUCAGCCCUCUUCCUUGCGUAUCGGCAAGCCCCCCUUUUGUUACUUCCGAAGGAGCAGUAAGGUGUACCUACCGGGUCCAGCAACGCCUGUCGCGCUGCAUCUGCCACCCACCGUGAAAAACAUAUGUAUGAUAUCAGCCAUAGCUGCUAGGUCGAUGAAAACCCUGCUCAGUUGUAAGCCCAGGCCUGCCUUGCAUCGUUGCUAGCGA